Molecule: messenger RNA, 1760 nt
Organism: Salvelinus sp. IW2-2015
Lineage: Eukaryota; Metazoa; Chordata; Actinopteri; Salmoniformes; Salmonidae
Product: (E3-independent) E2 ubiquitin-conjugating enzyme
Source: RefSeq, a predicted model, not a curated record
UCUGUCAUGGAAAUUUGUAUAGUCUGUGUAUAUAAAAUGCAGGACAAUCAUUUUUUUGACUGCACUGGGCCUUCAAUGCUUAAUUGUGGGACUGGUAGAAUCUAAAGAGUAUGCUGUGUGUGUGUCUCUCCUAGGCCUGAUCCUGGUCAACGAGCCCUACUACAAUGAGGCAGGUUUCGACAGUGACCGGGGCCUGCAGGAGGGCUAUGAGAACAGUCGCUGCUACAACGAGAUGGCCCUCAUCAAGAUGGUGCAGUCCAUGACCCAGCUGCUGCGGACUCCCAUAGAGGUGUUCCAGCAGGAGAUUCGGCAGCACUUCACCUCCAACGGCUGGCGCCUGGUGCACCGCCUGGAUGCCUGGCUGGAGCUCCACGAGCUAGCCGAGAGGGGCCCUCCACCAAGACCAUCCCGGGACAGGCCUCCCUCAGUGGGUCCUCUAGACGAGACGCUCCCCUUGGAUCUUCUGGCCCACAGCACCCCCAACAAGCACCAGGGCACCGGGGAUGAAGAGCUGGAGGACUCUGGCCUAAGCUUUUCCACCACCGCCGCCUCCCAGCAGGAGCUCAGCCGGAACUUGGACUGCGACGGCGCCGUCUCGGCCAGUGAGGUGGCCGGGGCGAGCGUGGUGGUCUCCGGGUCGGUUAGGGGAGCCUCCUCGGACUCUGCGGGCGGUAGCCAGCCGGCGGUGCGACCAAAGAAGCGCAGGAAGAGCUACCGGAGCUUCCUGCCCGAGCGGAGCGGGUACCCAGACAUUGGCUUCCCCCUCUUUCCUCUCUCCAAGGGCUUUGUGAAGAGUGUGCGCUGCGUGCUGCUGCAGUACCGGGCCGCCCUGGCCGCCACCUCCAUCCCCGACCACGUAGAGGACAAUGUCCAGAGUCCAGACAGUGGCCAGAUGUGAAGGGAGAGGAGUGGGAGUGUCUUAUGGAGAUCUAAGCCACGGACCAUAAGCGCCCUCCCCCAUAUUGGACGUUCUGAGCUCUCAUGGACACACAGACAAGGAGCGAGAGCCUCGACUGUAAGGCAGCGCCACACGUCUGCCCCUCGUGGGCCCUGACGGACGAGGGAGGAGGAAGGAGAGAUGCAGAGAAGCUGGUUUGAUUAAAAAAAAGGUGCCAUUGACUUGCAUCGUCUAUAGCUGCUGUAAGGGGAAGUGGAAUUACCUGAAGAGAGACAUUCUUUGCGAAUUGGCUCCACAAAUUAAAAUGUUACGCCGCUGUGACAAUUGGAUCUAAAAAACUAAUUGGAGACAGUAGCCAUGGCGUCCUGGAAUCUGCAGGGUUAAAAAGUGCAACCCGGAUUGAUUCUCUAAGCUGGGUUUUCUCUGAACUACGUUUCCCAGUAUGCCUGGCUCCUUUGACCCUGGCGGGCACCCUUAGCACUGCUCCUGUGCCCCGUUACCACCCUGCACUCCAAUCAACAGACAAUCUCGGCAGGGCUGGGCACCUUUUGACAUGCUUACGUAUUGAGUUUCUUUUUAAAGUAGAUGUUACUGGGUGUUUGCUUUUUUGCCCUGCUCCUCUUGUUCUUUCUCGCUUUAGAGACACACACUAUCUGAAUGUUAUUAACUGCCCACCUACAACCGCUUCACUCUGCUAUGUCCUUGCUGGUUUCCUCGCCAAUCGCUCGCACCAAAACAUGUCGUUGCAGAAACACUUGAGUGACAAGUUUACAUACUAAUCACCACUUCUGGAUGUUAUAUACACUACUAGGCCCUACGGUACAUCGCUGGCUCUAGAAUAGAGGAGUGCAGUGACACGUAA